Molecule: messenger RNA, 521 nt
Organism: Bactrocera oleae (olive fruit fly)
Lineage: Eukaryota; Metazoa; Arthropoda; Insecta; Diptera; Tephritidae
Gene: mRpS33
Product: mitochondrial ribosomal protein S33
Cellular component (GO): mitochondrion
Source: RefSeq, a predicted model, not a curated record
CAAAUCUGUAAUCGAUCAGCUGAUAUCUAUUUGAAAUGACAUAACCAACAAUACCUUAACAUACUACAAUAAUAAAUUAUAUUUUUCUUUACAAUAUUUUCAUUUUAAAGUUAACAACGUGAUUUGUGGCCAACGAUGUCGUCCUACAAAUAUAACGAUUUAAUUAAGUUGGGCACACAAUAUGCACGCCGGAUGAAUUUCCUUUCCAAUCGCAUUUUUGGUGAAGUCGCGCGUACAACCAAUGAAAAGUCGAUGAAGGUAGUUCGCAUGUUCGCGGAGGAGCCGGUGCAUAAGCGAGAUUCGUUGAAUAACUGGUAUCCUCGACAUGUAGAGACACAUAUUCUCAUGAAAAAUCUUCGUGCUUAUGGCUUAUUCCGUGACGAGCACGAAGAUUUUAAAGAGGAAAUGAAACGUUUGAGACGGCUACGUGGUAAAGCUGCACCAAAGAAGGGUGAAGGCAAGCGAGCGAAGAAAUAGAGUACUUGUGUUUACUUUUUAAAAUAAAGAUAUUUUUAGUUAUA